This is a messenger RNA of Dioscorea cayenensis subsp. rotundata (Guinea yam), 4406 nucleotides long. RefSeq names its product sister chromatid cohesion 1 protein 4-like. The record is from RefSeq and is a predicted model, not a curated record. Gene Ontology annotation, cellular component: cohesin complex; synaptonemal complex. Gene Ontology annotation, molecular function: protein binding; chromatin binding. Lineage: Eukaryota; Viridiplantae; Streptophyta; Magnoliopsida; Dioscoreales; Dioscoreaceae. Gene Ontology annotation, biological process: synaptonemal complex assembly; replication-born double-strand break repair via sister chromatid exchange; mitotic sister chromatid cohesion.
AAUUCCCUGCAUUCUCGUUUUCUCUUCUCUCAGAAGACUCAGCUUUUUUUUUUUCUUCUGACUUCGCUUCGAAUUCGGCUCCUCGGGGUUUGGAUCCGUGGAGAUCUUCAUGAAAUCCAGCUUGUGCCUCUUGGAAUCCUGUGUUUUUGAGUGUUGGUGCUUUCAAUUUGAAUGAAAUUUUAGGGUUUUUUCAGCUUGAAUCGGGUGGGUUGCGGGUGAAUUUGGGGUUCUGGUGCUGUUGCUCGCUUUGCAAGCUUGGGCAGCUGAAAGGCGGAAGUUUGGUGCUGAUUGGAGAUGUGGGAAGUGCUAGGGUUUGGAAAAAAUUGAAUCUUGGAGUGGUUUGAUUGAUUUGGGAGCUGGAGGUUUAUGAUGGUCUGGGUGUAUUUGUAGGGUUUUUUUGGGAGCUUUGAGGAGAAAUAUGUUUUAUUCUCAGUUUAUUUUGGCUAAAAAGGGGCCUCUUGGGACGAUAUGGAUUGCGGCUCAUUUGGAGAGGAAGCUCAGGAAAAAUCAGGUUGCUGAUACUGACAUCGGUGUUUCUGUAGACUCAAUUCUUUUCCCUGAGGCGCCAAUCGCUCUUCGGUUGUCAAGCCAUCUUCUUCUUGGUGUUGUAAGGAUAUAUUCCCGAAAGGUGAACUAUCUUUUUCAUGAUUGCAGUGAGGCUUUACUCAAGAUAAAACAAGCGUUUAGGUCAACUGCUGUUGAUCUUCCCCCAGAAGAAUCAACUGCGCCUUACCACUCUAUCACUCUGCCAGAGACUUUUCAUCUUGAUGAUUUUGAGUUACCUGAUAGUGCCUUCCUUCAUGGUAACUCUGUAGAUCACCAUGUGAGUACUAGAGAGCAGAUUACACUUCAGGAUACAAGAGAUGGCUUGGAUUAUUCAAGAUCACAGUUUGGAUUGGAUGAGAGGUUUGGUGAUGGAGAUGCUUCUCAAAUUGCCUUAGACCUUGACGAGGACUUGUUCUUGGACAAAGUUUCCUCAUCACAGCAUACUCCAGUUCCAUUUGAUGCAGAAGAUGGCAUGCAGCAUAGCAUCAUGCUUGGCAAUAUGGAUAUCGCUGAAGGACAAAUUUUAUAUGGGAAUGCUAAUGUUGCAACUCCAAAGGAUUUAUCUGAAUUUCCUUCUAGUGACCUUUACAAACAUGAUCAUUUGGAUGCAGCUAGUAUUGAGAAAAAUGAAGACACUUCUGGUGAGCAUGGACACAACAUACAAACUCCUGACCAGAAUGAAAUGAAUUUUCCUGAUGAUCAUAUAGAUGGUCCAUCAUCGACUACUGGACAUAUUUCUGGUGUUUCUGCUCAUUCUGAUGUUCAUUCCCCAGAGUUAAUUGAAUGUGCUCAGGCUCCAUCAACUCCUAGCUUGAUUGGAGAAGCAAUUCCAGCCAAUAUUCAGGAAAUUCCUCCUUUGAGUUCUCAGGAGAAAAAUUCACGAGCUAACUAUCUGGAUGCUGAGACCAGUGGAAGUCCUCUGCAUUCAGAAAUUGAUUGUCCUGAGGGAGCAGAUAACAAUUCACUUGUCGAUCCAACACCAGUAGCUUCAGAAUUGGCAGAAAUUGUGUUAGGGGCGUCUCCACCUCCUUUUGCUGACCUGAAGUCUGCUCCUUGUGAGCCACAACAUUCAGGUGGCAUUGCAGCUGAACCUGAUGAGGUUGGUGUGGAAGGUGGAAAGAGUUGUGCUGAUGAAUUUCAGAAGGAAUUUGUGUCCGGUAAAGCAGAUAGUCUACCAGACUUUGAACAACUGCAUGAUAAUGAAGAUACCAUACUCUCAGAAACAGUCACAAUUAAGAACUCUGCAUCAGCUGCAGCUUCUGGUGUCAAUGUUACUUCUCAUGACGAGACAAAUCUCAGUAAUCAGAGUCUUGUUCAAGAUGCAGACACUGCUCAGCAUCCUCAGGGGACAUGCAAUUCAACUUCAAAUUGCUUGCCUGGAGCACCAGCUGGUGAGGAAGUACUUCUGGUGGUUUCUUCAGUUGACAUGCAAGAGCCCUGCUCGGCAAAUGUUAUGGAGACAAUCAGAGAGGCUCCCCAGACAUCAGAGAUUGUACAAUCAGAAAACACAUGUGUUGAAAAGCCUCAGAAACUCUCAUCUGAUGCUAAUAUAAAUGAUAACCAGUUAGAUCAUUUGAAUGGCACUUCAAGCCAUGAAUUUCCAGAGCCUGAAAAAAUGCUACUAGCCCCACCUGGCGAUGACAAUAUGUCGAAUGAUUUAGGACAACUUACUUCUGAAAAAGGUGCUGCGGAUGAAGAAAGUGUUGACAGGAUCAAGAGUCUUAGUCGAAAAAAACGUCAUCUGACAGAGAGCAUAUCAGGUCCACAAAAUGGAAGUUCAGCCAAAUUGCCUGGCAGACCCCGGGGGAGAAGGAUCACAGAACAUAUUCCUGAGGAUGAUGAUUUAUUGGCCUCCAUUUUAGUUGGAAGAGUUGCAAGCAUUAAAACACAACCUACUCCCCAUAAAGUGAGCUCUUUCAAGCGUCCCCGGUUGAAUCCCAAGGCUGGUGUACCCAAGAGGAAGGUCCUGAUUGAUGAUACCAUGGUUUUACAUGCUGAUGCAAUUCGCCAACAAUUAAUAAACACAGAAGACAUACGGCGCAUCCGAAAGAAGGCUCCUUGCACACGUGCAGAAAUUUGGAUGAUUCAGAGUUGUUCUGAGGAACUUGAAAUUUUUGAGGAAUCUAUAUUUACAGGUAUAUCAGCGGAGUUGCAUGGUUUACACAACCGAACAUAUAUGUCAAAUGAGCAAGAUUCUCAGUAUGAUAGGGACCAAUUUGUAGAAUCAUCUAAAGAACCUACCUUAUUAAGGAGUUCAAAGAUUGUUGAGGAGAUAUGUCUGGAAGACAUAGGUGAACAAAUUGUCUUGUCAGAAAAGGUUGAUGGUGAAACCGAUGGUCCUUCUAGCUCAUGGGUAAAUACCAAUUCUCAGGAUAUGGUAAAAUCACCAGCUGAUCUGUCUCCACCAGAACCGUCAAAUGGUAGUCAUCCUAUAGAAUUGGAUGACAGGUGUCCUUGUGAUGUGCCUACUGGUUCUGCUCCAAAUUUUGGUAAUGGGAGUGAGGUCUCCACUGACCACAGAGCUGAAGCAACUGUAGCACAUGAAAAUCAUGAAAAAGAUGAAUCUGAUGUUAAAAGUGAUGAUGUGCUUGUGCACUCAGAACAACAGUUGGCACAUGAGUCAGCUCUGCCAUCCAAUGAGCUCAAGGAUAUGAAUGAUGAUGAUAUGAUGGUCCUGGAUGAAAAUGUAUGCGCUUCUAAUGGCGUAACAAAUAUUAUUGAUAGUAAGAGUGAGAAGAUAGUAGAUGCAGUUUGCCAUCAAGAUGACACAUCUGAUAUGGGCCAGGUUGAAAAUAACCCAACAUUACUUUCCAUGGAUUCACUUGAAGUUGAGAAAUGCUUGCACACAGACACCUCAUUCAUCAAUGGUGAAGGUCAACUUUUUAGCCCAGAUGUUACCAUGGGAAUUGUUGAACCGAGUUCAGUUAAUAUUAUAGAAUACCAACAUAUGGAAAAAGGUAAAGAGGACUGCUUGGAGAUUUCUGUGGAUGGUGAGGCCUUUGGUGAGCAGUUCCUCCAUGCUGAGGAAGAUCCUUUUCGGCCUAACACAGAAACUGAAAAUAUUCCAUCAACAGCAGGAGAGGGUUCUGGCUUGCCGGAAUUUAACCCAGAAGGCGGCAUGAAUGGCGAGAACAUUCCAGGGGAUUUUGCUGAACUGCCGUUAUCUAGUGACUUCUGGAGUGCAGCAAAUGGAAAUGAAACAGAUUUCCUGAAUGUAGAUGAUGAAGAAGAGUAUUACGAAGCAGAUGAUGACCAGCAAAAUCCUAGGGAGGCCCAAUCACAGGAGAACAGCGGAUGGUCUUCUCGCACUAGGGGUGUUGCAAGGUAUUUGAAAACUUUGUUUGAUGAUGAGCUUGGGCAAGGGAGGGAAAUGGUCACCAUGGACCGCCUUUUAGUUGGGAAAACACGCAAAGAAGCUUCACGGAUGUUUUUUGAGACUUUGGUUUUAAAAACAAAGGACUACAUCCAGGUUGAACAGGAGAAACCUUUGGAUUAUAUCAAGAUCAAGCCAAGAGCAAAGCUCUUGAAAUCAGACUUUUGAUUGCCCCAAAUCACAAAGUUCAUAUAUGACCUUUUGAUUCUAUGAUGUCGACGACUUGCUGAACCUUAAAAUGGUGUUAAUCUAAUCCUUACCAAAAGCUUGCCCUUCUGUUUUUGUGAUUUUUGCACUUCCUGGAGGGCUUCAUGGUACUGCAAAUAAUUUUAUACCAAUUGUCUCAUCUUUGUAUAUAUGUGUUGUACCUUUUGUAGUAAGAUUGAUCAUUGUAGUCUUUGUUGUUUAUUAGGUUUCAGUGUAAAGUUUGUUUAUGGAGUUUCAUGUACUUUCUUACACAAAAAAGAGCUUUUUUAUGUUUUUUUAA